AUGCUCCGUCAGUCGUCCAUUUUCUCGCUGAAUUCAGUGAGAAAAUUGUCAAGAUCAAGUCAAAGAUCAAAGGAUGUUAAGGUAAUAACUUUUAAAUCUAUAUGGUGAAGGAAUGAGUCGUAUCUCGGGAUUGUUUUUUAUUUUUUUGGGUUGUGAUUUCGCUAACUUGACGCGCCGGUCACGUUGUCAAGUUGCCGUCAUUUUAUCAUGUUAGAUAAUGCUCUCAUUUUGAUUGUCAAAUUGAAAUAAGCAGUAAAACUAGCUACGACUGAUGUAAUAUUAACGGUAUUAAUCGUAGUCUAUUCUAAAUUCGCAUGUGAUGAAUGCCGCGUAUAUCAGAAUUUUCAAUUUACAGGGGAAGUACCCCAAGUGCGACGCUUAGAUUUUGAUGAAACUUGGCACAAAUUUAGAAUAAUUUUUUCCAAGAAAUAUGCGAGAAUCCUAGCUCGCGCUUUGCAGAAACAACCGAAUUUUUAGAUCGAAAGUCGGCGAAAAUUUGACACUUCUUGCCGAAUUUCGGCACGAAAAGUUUCAUACAUUUAGCUAAAACUUUCAGGAAUUGAUAUUUAGUCCAUGCCCGACGUGUGUGCAAAAUCUAAAAAAAUCUGAGCGUCGCACUUGGGGUACCUGUUAGCCAAAAUGGCAGCGACUUGUAAAAUUAACAACCUCAUUAUGUUUAUUUUUUCAGGAGGCUUUAAUUCUCGGAGCUGUCAGAACCCCUGUGGGAUCUUUCCGGUCUUCUUUGGCAUCCCUGAGUGCCCCUGAAUUGGGUUCGGUUGCCAUUAAGGGAGUUUUGGAGAAGACCAAAGUGCCAGCUGAACAAGUUCAAGAGGUCAGUGUUCGCCGCGACGUCUACUUUGUUUUAGAUCUUUUUUGGGAAUGUUCUGCAGGCCAAUGUUGGCCAAGCGCCUGCCCGACAGGCUGUACUCAGAGCAGGUAAUUGAGUUUGACUCGUUUGAGCAUUAUGUGAUUUAAUUUUUUCAUUCUUAAUGUUGCUGAUAUUCUUAGGCCUGUCGCCGUCGACUGCCGUCACCACCGUCAACAAAGUCUGUUCGUCUGGGUUGAAAUCGAUUAUGUUGGCCGCUCAACAAAUUCAAUUAGAUCAUCAAAAACUGUGUAUCGGAGGUGGAAUGGAAAGCAUGAGCAAUGCUCCUUUCUACAUUAGUCGGAAUGAACCCACUUAUGGUGGCUUCAAAGCUGAAGAUAGUAUCCUAAAAGAUGGUCUAACUGAUGCUUUUGAUGGGAUUCAUAUGGGAAGUUGUGGCGAGAAAACGUCCAGAGAACAGAAGAUCUCAAGGAAAGAACAGGAUGAUUACGCCAUCAGAAGUUACACAUUGGCCUCCGAAUCUUGGGAGGUCGGUAAAUUGUUUUAUAUUCUCAAAGUGGCACCCUUCCUACAUUAAUUUUCUAAUGGUCAUUUUAGAAGGGUGUUUAUGACAACGAAGUUAUUCCCGUCACAAUUAAAACCAAGAAAGGCGACGUCGUUGUUUCCAGGGACGAGGAAUACCCAAGAGUUAACUUUGAUAAACUCAGAACUCUUCGGACAGUGUUCCAGAAAGGUAAGUUUUGAUUUUAGUACUAUUGUGUUGUUUAGAGAAUGGACAUAUCACGGCAGGAAAUGCCCCUAGCAUUAACGAUGGAGCUUGUGCCGUUCUUCUUUCGAGUGCUGAAAAGGCUGCUGAAUUAGGAAUCAAGCCUUUAGCGAAGGUGGUCACUUAUGGAGACGCGGCGGUCACACCGUUGGACUUUGCUCUGGCUCCAGGACUUGUCAUCCCGAAGGUAGUUUUAUGCGAAUUCGCCAAUUGUGAUAUUGCUUGUGUUUAGAUGUUGAAACAAGCUGGAUUACAAGUGGAGGACAUCUCUCUGUUCGAGAUCAACGAGGCUUUCUCGGUAGUUGCUCUCGCUACUAUCAAGACUCUGGGUCUGGACAUCAAUAAGGUCAAUGUUCACGGAGGAGCAGUUGCUCUUGGACAUCCGAUUGGGUAAGUGUUAGGUAAUAGUAUUGCAUUUAAAAUCCAGGAUGUCCGGAGCCCGCAUCCUCACCCAUCUGGUCCAUAAUCUUAAAACCGGUCAAUUUGGAGCCGCAGCGAUCUGUAACGGCGGAGGUGGUGCUAGUGGAAUGAUUAUCCAGAAACUGUAG
Molecule: messenger RNA, 2140 nt
Organism: Bursaphelenchus xylophilus (pine wood nematode)
Lineage: Eukaryota; Metazoa; Nematoda; Chromadorea; Rhabditida; Aphelenchoididae
Source: the annotation of a GenBank genome assembly